UCUGUGUGUGUGUGUGUCUCUCAGGAACAAUGUCAGGACCGAGGCCCGUGGUGCUGAGCGGCCCCUCCGGAGCAGGGAAGAGCACCCUGCUGAAGAGGCUGAUGAAGGAUCACGAGGGAGUGUUCGGAUUCAGCGUGUCACACACCACAAGGAACCCUCGACCAGGGGAGGAAGAUGGCAAAGGGCUGAACAAUCUCCCUAUGCUUCUGGGGGCUACUUUACUGCCCGUAGCAGACGUCUUUUCCUCCGAAACCUCAUUUUCGUGUCCAAACGAAUCAGAACCCACAGUUAAAGACUACCACUUCACAACGAGAGAGGCCAUGCAGGAGGGCAUCGACAACGGAGAGUUCAUUGAGAACGCAGAGUUUUCUGGCAACAUGUAUGGCACAAGUAAGGCUGCUGUGGAAGAUGUACGGGCUAAGAACCUGAUCUGCAUCCUUGACGUGGAUAUCCAAGGGGUGAAGCGGAUCAAAGAGACUGACCUGAACCCCAUCUACAUCUCCAUCCAGCCUCCAUCCAUGGAGAUCCUGGAAAAACGUCUGAGAGACAGGCAGACAGAGACGGAGGAGAGUUUACAGAAACGUCUCGAGGCUGCCCGCAUUGAUAUGGAGCUGAGCAAAGAGGCGGGAGUGUUUGACAUUGUUAUCGUCAAUGAUGACUUGGAGAAGGCCUACGAGGAGCUGAAAGAAAUCCUAAAUGAAGAAAUCAAGAAGGUUCAGGAGGCCAAAUGAACCAAUUACCCACUUGUUUUUCUGCUUGUGACUCUGAUCAGAAAGCCUGUUCCAGAGAAUGAAC
Fundulus heteroclitus (mummichog) is the source of this 795-nucleotide messenger RNA. Its product is annotated as guanylate kinase-like. The transcript is spliced from 8 exons. Gene Ontology annotation, biological process: purine nucleotide metabolic process. Gene Ontology annotation, cellular component: cytosol. Lineage: Eukaryota; Metazoa; Chordata; Actinopteri; Cyprinodontiformes; Fundulidae. Gene Ontology annotation, molecular function: GMP kinase activity. The record is from RefSeq and is a predicted model, not a curated record. The coding region runs from base 30 to 731 and encodes 233 amino acids.